CUCUGUGACAGUGAAAUGAAAUGUCUGUUUACAUGACUUCUUGAAGACGGCACUCUUUAUUCAUACAUCCUCUUAUUCAUUCGUUAAGCCAAUGACCACAUUCAGGUGGAGAUUUCAUUUUCACAGAAAUACGUGGACACGGAUCAAUCCUCUUUGGCUCUCGAGUGGCUGUCUGUUUGAUUGCCACGUUCUUGGAGCUUCGCUGCACUACAGACGCACGUUGAAGGAUAACCCAGCUUUUAGAUUGUCAUUGGACUUCUUAACAACAGCUAGGAGUUACAGUCGCAAUAGGAAUAUGAACACGUCUGACGAAGAUCCUCCUGCUAAACGGAGGAAGUCUUCUUCGGACUCGGACCAUCAUUUGCAAAAGGACAGACUUUCCCCAAACGGCAAAAGUCCACCUCGGAAAAAAGGAGCUGCAUCAAGUCCCACUGCAGAGGUAGGGAGACGAUGGGAAGAGUUCACACACGCGCGUGGAAAACUGCCCGGUGCCUCAGGAGGAACCAGGCAGCACUUCGACUUUUCCGUAAUGUCUUAUAACAUCCUCUCGCAACAGCUGCUGCAUGAAAACUCCUACUUGUACAGGCACUGCUCCGUGCCCGUCCUGGACUGGAAAUACCGGUAUGCCAACAUCAUGAAAGAAAUAGAAGAACACAACGCAGAUAUUUUGUGUCUUCAGGAAGUUCAAGAGGACCACUAUGUUUCACAGAUGAAGCCCAGUCUAGAAGCCUUAGGCUACCAGUGCGAAUAUAAGAAGCGUACGGGUGGCAAGCCGGACGGCUGUGCGGUGGUGUUCAAGCGUGACUCCUUCGCCCUGCUCUCGGGCCACCCUGUUGAGUACCUGAGGCCCGGCGUACCCCUCCUGGACCGCGACAAUGUGGGCAUGGUGCUGCUCCUACAGCCCAACACAUCCACCACCAUGCCAUCUCCGCUGUGCGUGGCCAACACAGACCUGCUCUCAAACCCUCGCCGCGGGGACAUCAAGCUGGCCCAGGUGGCCAUGCUCCUGGCCGAGCUCCGGCGCGUGGCCUCGCGUCCCGACGGCACACUCUGCCCCCUGGUGGUGUGCGGUGACAUGAACUCGGUGCCCUGGUCGCCCCUCUACCGUUUCCUUAGAGACGGCAGGCUGGAUUAUUAUGGGAUAUUUCGGGGAGAGGUAUCGGGGCAGGAUGCUGUUCCCAGGAGGCAGCACCCGCUGACCGUGCCCCUCUGGCCCCACACGCUGGGCAUCAACGCACAGUGCCAGUACCACUGCCAGAGCAAUACAUCAGGCCUAACGAUAGAAGAGUUUUACAGGAUCAACAGGCCUUGUAUACAGCACGGGUUCAGCUUCAGCUCUGCAUACUCCCACCGCUCCUCCAAGCGAGGGGAGCCAGAAGUCACCACCAACAACAUGCAGAGGCCCCUCACCGUGGACUACAUAUUCUACACUGCCGCCUCCAGAUUCACAUCAGAUCCCAGCUCCCUGUAUGGGGAGGGUCUGCAGCUGCUGGCGCGUCUGUCGUUGUUUGACGUGACUGAUCUGAGUACAGUGGGCGGGCUGCCCAACGCCAGCCACCCUUCAGACCACCUACCGCUGCUGGCCCGAUUCAGACUGCACAGCCGCCAGCAGCAGCAGCAGCAGAGGCAGUGGCCAGCACCACCACCACCCUCAGCAAAGGUCGACUGAUGAACCCCAAUGACAACUCAUGAACAUCUCAACCAUAGAGGUAGAACAGAACACUGGAGGGGUCAUGACCCCAGUUGUCACGGCAGUCCUGGCAGCCAUUAUUUG
Messenger RNA from Engraulis encrasicolus (European anchovy), 1774 nucleotides. RefSeq names its product angel homolog 2 (Drosophila) (gene angel2). The transcript is spliced from 10 exons. NCBI's taxonomy places the organism in Eukaryota, Metazoa, Chordata, Actinopteri, Clupeiformes, Engraulidae. The coding region runs from base 92 to 1669 and encodes 525 amino acids. Gene Ontology annotation, molecular function: 3'-5'-RNA exonuclease activity; mRNA 3'-UTR binding. The record is from RefSeq and is a predicted model, not a curated record. Gene Ontology annotation, biological process: 3'-UTR-mediated mRNA stabilization.